GAGAGUAGCAGACAUGAAGGCCACCCUGGCACUCGUAGCGGCGCUCGCCAUCACGGCGCUGGCUGCCGCAGAUGACGAGAAGUACACCACCAAGUACGACAACAUCGACCUCGACGAGGUCCUUGCCAACGACCGCCUGAUGCACCAGUACGAACUCUGCUUCACCGAGGAAGACGACGGUAACUGCAGCCCUGAGGGCAAGGAGCUCAAGAAAGACAUCCCCGACGCACUAGAAAAUGAUUGUGCCAAAUGCAACGACAAACAGAAGGAAGCCACUAGGAAAGUUAUCAAGUUCCUAAUCAACCACAAACCCGAAACUUGGCACAAACUGAUGGAACAUUAUGACAAAGAUGGAAUAUACAGCGAGAAAUAUAAGAAGCUUGAGGAUGAGCUCAAAGAAUGAACACGGUUUUAACAUGUACUGCUAAUAUAUCUAAUAAAUUCUUAUUUGCAAGCGUA
Molecule: messenger RNA, 459 nt
Organism: Schistocerca nitens (vagrant locust)
Lineage: Eukaryota; Metazoa; Arthropoda; Insecta; Orthoptera; Acrididae
Product: ejaculatory bulb-specific protein 3-like
Exons: 2
Coding region: 14-403 (129 amino acids)
Source: RefSeq, a predicted model, not a curated record